AUGGAGCUGGAGAACAGAGAAGCCACCCUAGAAAAGGAGAGUCAGGAACCAAACAUGUACAUCCUGGAGCUGGAGAGGAAUCGGAAGGUCUCAGCACAUGAAUUGCUGAAGUCUCAACAUGCAGGGCUGGUCUCAGAAAAUGAGAAAAAUCCAAAAAGACUGUCCAAGAAGUUUUCAAAAGAAGAUAUCCUUGGAAAAAAUCAAUAUAAAAGAUUUCCAGGAAAAACCAUGGCCUCAGGCACAGUUAAGACCAUGAGGGAGGAAGCCACCUGUCCCAUCUGCCUGGAGCUGAUGACUGAGCCAGUGAUGAUAGACUGUGGACACAUCUACUGCCGUUCUUGCAUAUUGGAAAAUCUUGAAAACCAGCAACAGAAGUCACCUUCCCGGAGAAACUUCCUGUGUCCGAUAUGUAGAGCAAAGUUUCAAAGGGAGAGCAUCCGGCCCAGUAAGCAGCUAGAAAGCAUCAUUAACACCAUUAAGAAAAUGGAGCAGGAGCAUCUGUGUGAAAAACAUGGAGAGAAACUCAGUCUAUUCUGCAGAUAUGAUGCUCAGCUCAUCUGCUGGUGUUGUGAGCGGACACCACAGCACGAACGGCACAGCACAGUCCUUGUUGCAGAUGCCUGUCAAAGCUACAAGUCUGAAGUUCUGAGUAAAGAAGAGUGCAUCAAGUAUAGGUUUAAGUUUUUUCACAUGAUCCUACACAUGGAGGAGGAAUCUUAUCUCUGGAGAUUGAAGAAUGAAGAAGAGCAAGUUCUGAAGAGGCUGCAGGAGAGUGAAGCCCAGCUGGAGAAACAAAGCCAGGAACUGAACAAACACAUCCUGGAGCUGGAGAGGAGAUGUCAGGGAUCAGCCCAGGAGUUACUGCAGGAUGUGAGAGACACUUUGGACAGGAUUUAUGCUAUGAAGUUAAAUGCACCAGAGAACGUCUCAUUGGAUAUUCACACUAUGCCUGAUGUUGAUAGCAUUUUCUGUGAAUUGAUAAAAUUGUUUGAGACUGAUUAUGUUAAGGUUACUCUAGAUCCAGAUACAGCUCACAAUGACCUACUUGUGGAGAAGAAUGAAAUCAUGGUAACUGGUGGAAGGCCCCAAGUGAAGCCUGACACUCCUGCUAGGUUUAAAGACUUACCCUGUGUCCUGGGUUGUGAAGCCUUCACCUCAGGCAAACAUUAUUUAGGAAUGUUUUAUAUAAGUGGACCUAUGUGGGAUGUCGGGGUGUGUCUGGAAAAUGUGUCAAGAGACAAUGACAAGACACGGGAUCCUGAGUCUGGAUUCUGGGCCAUCAGACAUUGUGAAAAUGAUAACUCUGUAGCUCUUACGUCUCCCCUAACACCUCUUUAUCUGCAGCAGGCCAUUUGUUUUAUAGGGGUUUUCCUGGACUAUGAGGCUGGACUUGUCUCCUUUUACAACUUGGAAACUUGCUCCCACAUCUUCACUUUCCCAAAGGCCUCGUUCUCUGAGCCUAUCAGGCCUUAUUUCUAUAUUAGUGAAAAUUCUUAUUUGGACAUUAAUGACCCAUAUCUGUAA
Sorex araneus (European shrew) is the source of this 1524-nucleotide messenger RNA. Its product is annotated as E3 ubiquitin-protein ligase TRIM38-like. Gene Ontology annotation, molecular function: zinc ion binding; ubiquitin-protein transferase activity; protein binding. Gene Ontology annotation, biological process: protein ubiquitination. The transcript is spliced from 7 exons. The record is from RefSeq and is a predicted model, not a curated record. NCBI's taxonomy places the organism in Eukaryota, Metazoa, Chordata, Mammalia, Eulipotyphla, Soricidae. The coding region runs from base 1 to 1524 and encodes 507 amino acids.